This is a messenger RNA of Neltuma alba, 2499 nucleotides long. Its product is annotated as calcium-dependent protein kinase 33. Gene Ontology annotation, molecular function: ATP binding; protein kinase activity; calcium ion binding. The record is from RefSeq and is a predicted model, not a curated record. The coding region runs from base 429 to 2096 and encodes 555 amino acids. The transcript is spliced from 8 exons. Gene Ontology annotation, biological process: protein phosphorylation. Lineage: Eukaryota; Viridiplantae; Streptophyta; Magnoliopsida; Fabales; Fabaceae.
UUUCUGUUCUGUCUUCUUGUGAAAGACUGUUAUUACUCCGUUUGUUUUCACAUUGUUAAUUGCUCAAUCCAUCAUCCACUUCCUUUUUUUCCCUCUUCAUAUCCUUUCACUUUCACACAUUUCAAAAAGUAUAAUUUUCUUUCAUCCCUUGUUCUUCAAGUUUUUCUUCCUUUCAGGAUCAAACUUGGCUAUUCCUUCCUUGUCUCGUCGCCUUCUUCGCAUCUUCGUCUCUAUCCAUCCUUUUGACUCCGUCUUCUUGUCUCUAUUAUUUUAUUUUUCUCCUCUGCUUAAUCACCGUUUUUUUGACUUUCACAACGAUCUGUAUUGGUGUCCAGAUUUCUGAUCUGACCCUUUUGUAGUUCUCUGUAUCCCCCCCUGUUCUUAACUGAAUCAGCUUCAAGAGGUUUCUUCUGAGUAUCUCAUCGGAAAUGGGUCUGUGUUUGAGUAAAAACAAAGAUUCAGAGCGAGACUAUAAUGGAUACAGAUCAGUUGGGGGAACCGGAGCCCAGAAUUACAAAACCCAUGAACCCCAUGGAAAUCAACCGAAACCCACUUCUCAUCAGCCGUAUCAAUUACCCGAAAAGCCCUCUUCUAGGGCUUCCCUAUAUCCUAGUAAGACCGGCCACAGUACGAUUCUGGGGAAGCAAUUUGAAGAUGUGAAGCAAUUUUACAGGCUCGGGAAAGAACUGGGUAGGGGUCAAUUUGGUGUGACCUAUCUCUGCACUGAGAUUUCAACGGGUAGAUCGUACGCUUGCAAGUCAAUCUCGAAGAGGAAGCUUACAAGCAGAGCUGAUAAGGAGGAUAUGAAGAGGGAGAUUCAGAUUAUGCAGCAUUUGAGUGGGCAGCCUAAUAUUGUGGAGUUCAAAGGUGCUUAUGAAGAUAGUCAGUCUGUUCAUCUUGUGAUGGAGCUGUGUGCAGGGGGUGAGCUCUUUGAUCGGAUUAUUGCCAAGGGACAUUACAGUGAAAGAGCUGCCGCUUCUAUAUGUAGACAGAUUGUUAAUGUUGUUCAUAUCUGCCACUUUAUGGGUGUGAUGCAUAGAGAUCUCAAGCCUGAGAAUUUCUUGUUGUCCAGUAAGGAUGAAAAGGCACUUCUCAAAGCCACAGAUUUCGGUUUGUCCGUUUUUAUUGAGGAAGGUAAAAUUUUCUUCCCCAUCACUGUUACUUUUUUCCCCCCCGAUAAGAUGAUUUAUCUCUUCAUAAAUUACUUCUCCUCAGGAAAGGUUUAUAAGGAUAUAGUUGGGAGUGCCUAUUAUGUUGCUCCUGAAGUCCUACGGCGCAAAUACGGGAAGGAAAUUGACAUAUGGAGUGCAGGAGUGAUAUUGUAUAUCUUACUCAGUGGUGUACCUCCUUUUUGGGCUGAGACGGAAAAGGGAAUAUUUGAUGCCAUUUUGGAAGGUCAUAUUGAUUUUGAAAGUCAACCAUGGCCAAGCAUAUCAAACAGUGCCAAGGAUCUUGUUCGUAAGAUGCUGACUCAAGACCCAAAAAAGCGCAUCACUUCUGCUCAGGUUCUAGAGCAUCCAUGGAUUAGAGAAGAUGGAAAUGCAUCUGAUAAGCCGAUAGAUAGUGCAGUCCUUUCCAGAAUGAAGCAAUUCAGAGCAAUGAAUAAGCUAAAGAAACUUGCCCUGAAGGUCAUUGCGGAAAAUCUCUCUGAAGAAGAGAUCCAAGGGUUGAAGGCAAUGUUUACAAAUAUGGAUACAGACAACAGCGGUACGAUCACCUAUGAGGAACUAAAGGAGGGAUUGCAGAGACUUGGCUCAAAGCUCACAGAGGCUGAAGUGAAGCAGCUUAUGGAAGCUGCUGAUGUAGAUGGAAACGGCACCAUUGACUACAUAGAGUUUAUCACUGCCACAAUGCAUAGACAUAGAUUAGAAAGAGACGAACAUCUCUACAAAGCCUUCCAGUAUUUUGAUAAAGAUCACAGUGGAUUCAUAACAAGGGAUGAACUUGAAACAGCCAUGAAAGAAUAUGGCAUGGGCGAUGAAGGCACAAUCAAGGAAAUCAUAUCAGAAGUUGACACAGAUAAUGAUGGUAGGAUCAAUUAUGAAGAAUUCUGUGCAAUGAUGAGGAGUGGAACCCCGCAAGGCAAGCUAUUCUGAACCACACUAUAAGUUGCUCGAGCUUGCUGUAUUUGAGACCCUGAGUGUAAAAAAAAAAAAAAAAACUACUUUUGCGAAGAGAUUCAGUCCUUUCAAUCAUAAUUUUGGACCCAAAUAUUACUGAAACAUGUCAUUUUAUUUCUUAGGCAUGUAAAGCUUCGAUUUUUAGAUUUGUUUCGAUUACAAGGUUAAGCAUAACUGUGAGCCAGUUGUUUGUCUGUUAAUUGUUGACUUGUUUCGAAGUAGAAACUCGCCUAGGAAAAAGGUGAUUUUUAUUCCGGGAUAGGAUAAGGAUCCAGUUUGCUGAAGCUUGAAAAGUGCCCCUCAUCUGUAUUUUGGAAGUGCUUUUAGGAUGUACAAUAUAAUAAUGUGAGGAGAAUUUUACUUUGGCUUGCUAAAAAAA